AUGGGUACCCGCCACCUCAUCGUCGUCGUGUACAGGGGCCGCUGGUGGAUCGCCCAGUACGGCCAGUGGGACGGCUACCCCGAUGUCGUCGGGUUCCAGCUCGUCGGCAUCCUCGCCGCGCCGGGCUUCCCCGACGAGCUCCGCGCCGGCCUCCCGCACACGUACGAGCCCGACGAGAACACGCUUCGGCACCUGCUGGACGACGCGCAAGAGGCCAGCCAGAUCCUCGACCACCUGCCGGCCUUCGACCCCGCCACCCAAGAGCUGCGCGACUCCCAGUUCCAGGUGUUCCGCCGCGACCCGCUCAACCACUACGCCCCGGAGCUCCUCGACAUGGUGCCCUCGGUGCACCGCGACACGAGCGCCGCCGUGCUCGUCCUCGCCGCCCGCGCCACCGCCGAGAAGCCGCUGCCCCUCCAGCUGCAGCCCGAGUUCGCCAACGACGGCCUCUUCUGCGAGUGGUCCUACGUCGUCGACCUCGACGCCGACCUCCUCGAGGUCUACGAGGGCGCGUCGCGGAAGACGCCCGGCCACCGCUUUGCGAACGUCGGCCCGGAAAAUGCCUCGGUGCCGACGUUUAUCACCUCGGUGCCGUUUACGCGUCUCAACACCUACAGAGACGACCGGGGUGCGUUUGUCGCCAUGAUCAACGAGGAAAUUGACGCCAUUAACCGCCGCAGGGCCGAGAGCCGUCAGGCGCUGGACGAGUGA
Cordyceps fumosorosea ARSEF 2679 is the source of this 711-nucleotide messenger RNA. RefSeq lists its product as hypothetical. The coding region runs from base 1 to 711 and encodes 236 amino acids. The record is from RefSeq and is a predicted model, not a curated record. Lineage: Eukaryota; Fungi; Ascomycota; Sordariomycetes; Hypocreales; Cordycipitaceae. The transcript has a single exon.